Molecule: messenger RNA, 1225 nt
Organism: Eremomyces bilateralis CBS 781.70
Lineage: Eukaryota; Fungi; Ascomycota; Dothideomycetes; Eremomycetales; Eremomycetaceae
Product: eukaryotic translation initiation factor 4E
Exons: 3
Coding region: 225-1007 (260 amino acids)
Biological process (GO): translational initiation
Cellular component (GO): cytoplasm; eukaryotic translation initiation factor 4F complex
Molecular function (GO): RNA 7-methylguanosine cap binding; translation initiation factor activity
Source: RefSeq, a predicted model, not a curated record
AUCAACCAGCAGCUAGCAGGUGUUGUGGUCAUUCUGCUGUUCAGUCGCAACGGAAUUACCGCCACUCGAACCCCAUCUUCUCCUCCCGUCGUCUCCAAGAUUGCCGGAUCCUUCACUCGAUUCAUACCAUAUCAUCAUCGUUCGUUUGCCUCUGAAUAGCCUUGGGAUUGAUCCACUGGCUCCGACAUUCUCACCGACAUCCACAUCCGCCUUCGAUCACUACUAUGACUGAACUUGCCCCAGCCCCGACUCUGGGAGAGCCUCAGUCUCCCGUUCCUUUGGACACAAUCCCGAUCUCUCCGGCAGAUGGCACUGGCGCAUCAGACAAGGAGGAACAGGCAUCGUCCGACCAGCCCGUCACCGUGUUCCAUGAUCCCAACAACUUCAACGUUAAGCAUCCGUUGAUGAACACCUGGACUCUAUGGUUCACCAAGCCACCGAGCGGAAAGGGCGAUAACUGGAACGAGCUUCUCAAAGAGGUCAUCACUUUCGGUUCGGUGGAAGAGUUUUGGGGAAUCCACAACAAUAUCACCGCGGUCUCCGAGCUCUCUCUCAAGUCCGAUUACCAUAUGUUCAAAAAGGGCAUUCGACCGGAAUGGGAGGACCCCCAAAACAGGCAUGGCGGCAAAUGGGCGUUUCAAUUCAAGGACAAGAAGGCCAUCGACAUCGACGCGUUGUGGCUGCAUAUGAUGCUUGCUGCCAUCGGCGAAACCCUUGAGGAUGAAGGUGAUAACGAGGUCAUGGGCGUCGUUGUUAAUGUCCGCAAAGUUUUCUACCGGAUCGGUCUCUGGACUCGCACCGUCGGGAAGGCGACCACUAGCGGGGGAGAGAAUGGAUCGGGCGGGAAGACUCGAACCGCCGACCAGGGUAAGGAUGUGCUGCUGAAAAUCGGGCGACGGUUCAAGGGAGCAUUGGACUUGAAGGAUACCGACCAGGUCGAGUUCUCAGGCCACAUGGACAGCGCUCAUUCUGGCAGCACGCGAGCGAAGGCGAAGUUGGUGGUGUGAUUGGGUCGCAUCCCAGCGCACCAUGUACCGAGAACGGCCUUGAUUCUCACUUGUCGGACCGGCUCCUUUCGCAUGCAGUUGUUUUGAACCGACAUGCAUGGUGGGGCGGUCUUUGGGUCGUAUGGCCCUAGGGGAAAGGAAAAAACCUGGAGGUGAAAAAGUGGCCCUCCGAGGUUUUUAUUGCAGUCAUGAAUCGUUCUUUCGCAUGACCAAGGAAU